Messenger RNA from Trichomonas vaginalis G3, 1071 nucleotides. RefSeq names its product pectin lyase-like family. Bases 1 to 1071 code for a protein of 356 amino acids. NCBI's taxonomy places the organism in Eukaryota, Parabasalia, Trichomonadida, Trichomonadidae. The transcript has a single exon. The record is from RefSeq and is a predicted model, not a curated record.
AUGAAAUUGCAAAUAUCGAACUCCAAAUUUUCUAAAUUUAUCGAUACAUGCAUUGCUCUUGAUCAAACUUCUCGAUUUUUAGGAGAACAUUUUAAUAGAAAUGGUGUCUCAAUUAGCCAGGACUCUGCAUUUCUCAGAGAUUGCGUAUUUAGAAAUAACAAGAACCAAUUACGUAAUGGCACGGCAAUUCAUACAACAAAACCGAUAAAAUUACUUAAUUGUUUAUUUGCCCAAAAUCAAGGAUCUUUUGGUGGCGCAAUUUUCACCACUUCAGAAAUAGAAGCCCAUUUUUGCACUUUCUUUGAUAAUUCUGCUCAAGAACAAGCUGCAGCCAUUUCAAUUCGUGCAGCAAAAGCAAUUACGAAUAUUACCGAUACUAUUUUCAACAAAAACAAAGCGAACCUUUUCGGAACAAUUUACAGAACUAGCGACCAACCUUUUGAUUUUCUACGGAAUAAUGUCACUAAAUCACAUGCUACAGCAUGCGUAGGAUCCAUGGAAACAGAAAAAGGUAAGACCAUGAUCAAAUAUGUGAUAUUUGCUGAGAACAAAGCUGAUAUUCAUAACGGAUGUUUAGUUGUUCGUGAUCCUUUAUCUAUAGAAGUAUUCAAUACCAUAUUCUACAAGAAUUCCCAUCAGAGUUCAGAGAAUGUUGUUGCUUCUUGUAUACUUAUUUACACUGUUCCUGUUAUUGGCAAGAUUUCAGAUUGUUUGUUUGCAAAGAACGAUAGAUCUAACAGUUAUACGAUAAGAGCUUACUACGGAUCGCCUUUAGCAAUCUUGAAAACCCAAAUUGAUGAAGAAAUUUCAAAAGCAGUGAAAGGAGAUCCAAAUCCAAAGGUUGUUCAUUUCACAUUCAAUUCAGACAUCGAUAUUGACUUGAAAUGGUCUGUUUCUGAACAAAAAGAAAUGUUUGGAUACCAAGAUUUUAGAAAGAUGGAUGAUUCUUCUUUAUACACGAAAGAGAACAUCAUUAAGGUAUUUCUAGCAGGAAUGAUAUUUGCUGUAACAUUUUCUUUCAUUUUGGUCAAAUUAUUUGGCUUAUUAUUCAUAGGAAGCAAAAUUGACUGA